UCCGUUGAACACAGGGGAAAUUACUUAUGAGGAAACAUGCCUGGGACUUGCCCUGUUAAUCAGGGUCAAAGAAAGAAAAUAACGCACCUGGCAACCCAGGCCACCGAUUGGCCAGUUCCCCCCUUUUGUCUAGCUGAGGGUGUCAGGUUUCUCCGUGCCGGCUUGGACUGGCCCUGCCGCCACCAAGAAUAUUUUUGCAGGGUGUCGACGGUGCUGCCGCAACAGACGGUCCUAACGUGGUCUCGGAGAGUUCGUUCCACAGAGUGAGAUUUGCGGCUCCCGCGGCUUUUCCUUUGCUGCAAGGUGAAAUCCUGCAAUCGGGGGAAAAAAAUUCUAGCUGCAAAGCAUUAUAGUGCGCUGCAAGUUCGGCAACAGCAGGACCAGCCGGCGCCAAGAGACUUGUUACCUCCCAAAAGUAUCUUUAGACGAUGGGAUCCGUACUAAGCAGCGACAAUCGGGAGGUGGCGACCACUCUACAGUUGGGUACGGUAGAAGAGGAGAAACAGCCGCAGGUCCCAUCUUUUGACUGCUCCAUCUGUUUGGAGGUGCUCCACCAGCCCAUAAGGACGCGAUGUGGUCACGUAUUUUGCCACUCCUGCAUUGCAACAAGUUUCAGAAAUAACACUUGGACAUGCCCUUACUGCCGGGCUUUUCUUCCAUCUGAAGGAAUUCCAGCAACCGAUAUUACCAAGAUGAUGAAAAAUAUAUACCAGAACUGUACAGAAUGUGGAACACAGGUGCGCCUCAGUGAAAUGAGAGCUCAUCUGAGAACUUGUGACCAAUAUAUAGAGAAAUACGGGCCCCUACAAGAAGUUACAAAUCCAGAAACAAGAUAUCCUUGUCCUUUCUGCCAGUAUGUAUUGGAUGAAGGUGAUUUCCUGGACCAUUUUCUCACUUAUCACAGAUCUGAAAGCAGAGCAGUGUACUGUCCAAUUUGUCGCUUACUACCUGGUGGUGGUCCAAGUUAUUACAGCAGGAAUUUCAUACAGCAUCUUCAGCUCAGACAUACAUUCUAUUAUGAAGACUAUAUAGAUAUAAGUAUAGUAGAAGAAGUUCUCACUGAAAGAGUUCUAGACUGGUCGUUAUUAGAGUAUGUGCAUGUGAACAAUCCAAAUACUGCAUAAUCCUGUCAAAAGAUUUGGAAUUAGAAUGUUGAUUGUUAGAUACUGCUGUCAACUUCUUUAGGAUUAUAUUGGAAAUAUAACAAAUUAUAUUUAGCAUUGUCAAAAUUCAUAAUUUUGUUACAUUGUAUAUGAAUGACAAUCUUGAAUGGUUGUGAUCCACCGAGGAGGUAAUCUUGAUCGGCUGAGACCUACCUGAGCUGAACACACCCAAGGAUUCUUGCACUGAUUAGAAGCACUCUUUCUAGACCGGCUGCUGCUUCUGAGUAUCUUUCCUCCUAUCAAGAGGUCACUAUAUCAAGGAUUCCGAGGUGUGCACAGCCAUGGGGGAACUGCAUCUGAUCUCUGCCAGCAUUCACUCAUUUGUUUUAUACACGUCUAACUUGCUAUUAAAUUUCUAAAACAUUAAAGGCUGAAAAAUUAAUCUUCCAAAUUAGCCAUUGAAAAGAUUUAUUUUCAAGGAACCUUCAAAUUUGUCAUCAAAAUUAGAAAUGGGUUUUGUCUUGCCUAAUUAUUUUUUAGAAGAGCUAUACUCUGACUUGACUGGGAAAAAUAAUUUGAUCAUGUCACUCUUCUGCCUGUUUCUUUUGUAGCAAAACUUAGUAACAAGCCUUUUACUUAAAAGUUUUUCAAAAAUGACCGAAGCUCAGAGCAUCCUGUGACUGCACUUUCCAAGGGCAGGCCAGUCUUCAUGAUCAUUAAGGUGUUGCAACGCCAAUGAGGGAUAGCAAACAACUGUUUACUUUUUUAAAGUGUCAUUUUACUGAUCAGAGAUCAAAAAAGAAAAGCUACAUUUAUGCUACCACAUUAUUUGAUCGUUCUGAUGACUUGUAGAAUUAUUAAUGAUAACAUAUUUUACAUUGAUAGCAGCUAGAAGAUCAGGUGCAUAAUAUCAGUAAGGAAAAGCCAUAAUGGGAACAAAUUAAAUUAAUGCCCAGAAUAGCAACUACUAAGAACAGAUAGCAUCUUCUUAUCUUGUUCCAUGCUGUACUACAUGUAUCCAAUGUUGCAGCAGGCUAAUAUGACUUUUAUAUAUUGACUUAAGAAUUAUUUAAGAAGUACUUUUCAUUGAUGCAGUUGGCUGUAAAUAUUUUUGUAAGAAAGUUCACAUUUGUACACAAAUAUCUGAAAUGGUGAAAAGCCUUCAUAGGAAAUCUGUUAUUAAAUUAUAUAUGUAUGAAA
This is a messenger RNA of Rhineura floridana, 2303 nucleotides long. RefSeq names its product ring finger protein 125 (gene RNF125). The record is from RefSeq and is a predicted model, not a curated record. Gene Ontology annotation, biological process: ubiquitin-dependent protein catabolic process; protein polyubiquitination. The transcript has 6 exons. NCBI's taxonomy places the organism in Eukaryota, Metazoa, Chordata, Lepidosauria, Squamata, Rhineuridae. The coding region runs from base 429 to 1124 and encodes 231 amino acids. Gene Ontology annotation, molecular function: ubiquitin protein ligase activity.